AUGAGUUAAUAUGAACGAAUAAGACCUAUCGUAUUUUAAAAAGCUCCAGAAGUGAAAUAGGUGAGAUCAAAUUCAUUAGCUGUUCGAUCAUCUCCUUCAAAAUGUUAAUUAGAUUUAUCUUUCGAUUUAUAAGUUAAUUCAACAACUAACAAUGCAAAUCAAGCAUUAAAAGAUAUCAACAAUUAUAAAAAACUUUAUGUAAGUGAAUCAUGUUAAAAUAAUAAUAAAGAAAAUUAAUUAUCUGGAAAGCAUUUUUCAUUUAAGGCUGAUGAAAAUUAAUAUUUGAAAUAAAGAAUUAAACAAUUAGAAUCUUAGAAUAAUAACUAUGUUACUGAAAAUAAAAAAUUGGCUCAUGUUUUGGAUUAAUAAAUUCAAUUAAAUUAAUCACUACAAGAAUAGUAACAAUCAAAAAAUUAAAUUAUCAAAAAAUUAGAAGAUGUUUAGAAAAUGAAUAAAUAUUAAUAAUCAAAUAAUACAGAUCUUAAAUAAAUUAAUGAUUAAUUGAUUAUAUCUAAAAAAGUAGUUAAUGAUUUAGAAGAUAAAGUCUAAAUUGUAUUAAAUGAAAAUUAAAAGUUAAGCGAAUUAAAUGAAAGAUUCUAAUUUACAGAAAAUUAAUUAAAGAUUGAUGUCGAAAAAUAUAAAAGUAAAUGCUCAAUAUUAGAGAGUAAAUUGAAAUAAUAAUAGUAAUUUAUAUUAUCAUUAUAUAGAGAUGAAUCAAAAUGUUUAGAAUUAUAAAGAAAAAUAAAAAAAUAGAAUGAUUAAUUAGAAUAAUUGGCUAGAGAGAACUAUUAGUUGAAAUAAUAACUCAUUUAAAAUAAUAAUCAAAUAUCUCAAUAAGAUGAUAAAUAGUUAUAAUAUAAUAAUAAGUAUAUAUAUAUAUAUAUGAGUUUAGUGAUAAAUAUAAAGAGACAAUUCAAGAAUUGGAAUGUUAAAAUUAAUACUUAUAAUAAAUGAUAGGUAUUGACUAACAAAAGAUGAAUAAUUUAGAAGAUAAAUUAAGUUUGUUGACCAAAGAAAAUUAUAGACUAACAGAAAUUGUCAAAAAUCGUCAUAAAUAGCAAUGA
Messenger RNA from Paramecium primaurelia, 1064 nucleotides. The record is from the annotation of a GenBank genome assembly. NCBI's taxonomy places the organism in Eukaryota, Ciliophora, Oligohymenophorea, Peniculida, Parameciidae.